Messenger RNA from Symbiodinium natans, 1827 nucleotides. The record is from the annotation of a GenBank genome assembly. NCBI's taxonomy places the organism in Eukaryota, Dinophyceae, Suessiales, Symbiodiniaceae.
AUGCCCGGAACCGUCGUAUCAGAGGCCCAUUUCCAAAGACUCCCAUGCCUUUCGCAGCUCCGAGCUUCCCUGGGCGCCUCUCAGAUCUCGCAGAUCUCGCAGGGCGGGCUUCCAACUCGCAUGUGCACGCAAGGCAUUGACAUCGCGCUGAACUCUCUUUUGAAAGAAUCUUUCUCUUCCUGGGCAUCGGUGCUCAGCAUUUUCCAGCUGUCAACCUCAAUGAGGUUACGCAGUGAUCCAGCCACGCACACAAUCAUACUCCGAUCGUGCGGAAGAUGCCGCAGCUCAGCCUGGCGCCAUGCGCAGCUCUUGCUGUCUUGCGCGGUUCGAGAGAAGGUGCGAAGCAACGUGGUUUGCGAGACUGCUAACAUUGGAGCGUGCGGUGACUGGGAGGUCGCCUUGGCGUUGCAUGCAAGGAUGGCAAUGACCAGCAUAGAAGCAGAUCAGAUCAAUGUAAACUCAGUCGUCGCCUCGUUUGCUUCGUGUUCCACGGCUUCCUCGGCAUGGCAAAAGGCACAGAACCUGGUCAGGGCACUGACCCCACUGAUCGCAGGCGACCGGGAGACCUACAAUGCACUUGCGCUGACAUACAGCAGGGCAGAGGCCUGGGAGAGGUCCCUGAUUUGCUUCAACGACGCGUGCUCAAAAUCUUGCGGAUUGGACAACUACUCAGUCACGGCACUUCUUACACGCAGCGCUUCCGGAACUCAUGCGGUGGGGUGGCAGGCACCUUUGUUGAUACACACUGAAUUAGCUCGCCGCAGGCUGGAAUCUAACUUGAUUUCCUGGAGUGCAGUCAUUAGCCGUGUUAGCUCCAGCUAUGAACGUGCCAGCUGGAGCCGGUGCUUGGACUAUGUCUUGAAAGGAUGCCAGGUUCGGCUACCUUUGCUUCGGUGCAAGGUUGCCGUCGUCAGCCUUCUGUCUUCCAUGGAAGCAUGCUGGCACGAAGCAGUGCAUUUGUGCAGGAAAGCGUUGCCCAACGUACAGGCGUGGACAUGCCUGAGCCGAGCAUGUUCAGAGCAUGCGUGGAACGUUGCUUUACUGAUGCAUUCAACUUUACAGCACAGCGGCUGUGAACUUGACCAGGUCUAUUGCAACUCUUUGAUAGCAUCUGUGGGCCCGGAAAGCUGGCAGUUAAGACUGGCUUUGCUUGACCUGAUGCCUGGCACUUCCCAAGCAGAUCACCACACGUAUGGCUCCUUGAUGGCCGGAACACAAGGAUCACAGGGGUGGCGUGAGGCCAUGACACUGCUGGAGCUUGCUGCCAGCAGAGGUGUGCAACAAAACGAGGUCAUGACCUCGGCGAUUCAGGAGGCCUGCCUGCAUGGACUCCAGUGGAAGCGGCCACUUGAGAUCAUGCCGGCGGGGGCAGAGAACCCCGUGGUUUGUGCGCUUGCCAUUGGUGCGUGUGGGAAGUGUGGCAAGUGGAAGCAGCAACUGGGUAUGCUUUCUAGCUGGGCCUCUGCCCGGCUUCAGGCUGAUGAAAGCCUCUAUGUUGAUUUUGGCUGUUUAGAAACAAGAUCCUGGCGCACAGCACUCGCCACGGUGCAAAUGUGGCAAAGUAGUUUCCCACAGGAUCACUGCAUGGAUACAAUUUGUGCGGCAUGUGCCGUGAGCAGCAAGUGGCAGCUCAUGAUGUUCUUGUCUCAGAGCACACUUCUCUCUGGAUGUGUCCGAACCGACACUGCUCUGCUUCGUACAAGCCACACUAUCCAAAAUGGCUGUGUGCUCGUGCGUUUGCUCGAGAAAGCAUGUAGAGACAGCGUGGCUCUGCUUCGCACCAAAGUGGCACAGCCUUGGCAAGUCAAGUCGUGGCAAAAAUGGUAG